Molecule: messenger RNA, 804 nt
Organism: Fusarium venenatum
Lineage: Eukaryota; Fungi; Ascomycota; Sordariomycetes; Hypocreales; Nectriaceae
Source: RefSeq, a predicted model, not a curated record
AUGCCGACGUCCAAUAACUCUUUACCCGCAUGGUAUCAUCGCCUGGCUCCUCAUUUCAAGAGUGGAGGAGUGGUUCUUCCAUGGACUUUCGACGAAGAUAUUUCCGACCUUGAUGAAGAUGAGACCAGUAAUUACGAUGGUCCUGACGCUGCAUCUUUUCAUCAACUAAAAGAGAUGCGAGAGCAGCGCAAGCAGGAACUACAGAAACGAAAAGACUUCGUCCAGAAACAGAAAGACAGAAAUCGCCAAGAUGAGAUAGACAAAGUGAGGGAAGUUCAGAUGGCAUACGAAACCCUCGAGUCUUCCAUGCCUGCAGAACACAGCAUGCCUGUCCUCGGUCCUUUAGACACCACGUUUGAACUUUACUCAAUCGACUACUUUAACCACUUGUACGAUCCUACUCCUUCUGGUAGCCGUAAGAAAUACUUGAGGUUUCAGCAUGCGGAAGAACAACCGCAAGGACCAGGAAAUAACCUUCUUCUCGAAGGCAUAUUAUGGCUUAACCCUGAUGCUGAGACCAAACUUGCCCCAUUCUACCCGCCAACUCAGUCGAGUUUACAACAUUACAGGCUUGACACUGCCGAUGGAAAGUUCGCACUUAUUCUUCAAUUUGUUGAUAAUAACUAUUUAACUCUUCGGGUCAGUCGAGACCUCGUCUUCAUGAACAAGCCGCAGGAAGCGACAGGGCCACAGACAUUCGUAUUUGGAGGAAUUCGAAAUGACUGGGGAAAGCAACUACAAGCGUUUGCAAAGAUGUCUGCUCAGGGAAGAGAGGAUAUCUUCCUUUCCAAUAUGUCAACUUGA